Messenger RNA from Coniophora puteana RWD-64-598 SS2, 1213 nucleotides. RefSeq names its product ferredoxin. Gene Ontology annotation, molecular function: 2 iron, 2 sulfur cluster binding. The record is from RefSeq and is a predicted model, not a curated record. Gene Ontology annotation, biological process: positive regulation of oxidoreductase activity; P450-containing electron transport chain. Gene Ontology annotation, cellular component: mitochondrion. The transcript has 6 exons. The coding region runs from base 156 to 773 and encodes 205 amino acids. NCBI's taxonomy places the organism in Eukaryota, Fungi, Basidiomycota, Agaricomycetes, Boletales, Coniophoraceae.
CCUCCACCUCUUGCAGUUUCCUCGUCCUCAGGAUUAGCAAUUUAACGCUUACAAUUCGUCUUCUAAUCCACCAUUGAAGCUCUGAAACCUUGAACCUGCCAGUCCGAGCCUCUCUAUUACUCUCCAGAACAGCCCAUUAAAGUCUCGGUCCAGCCAUGUCCUCUUCCACCACCUCCCUUCUCCGCACUUGCCUCCGGUCUUCCUCAAUCUCCCGCCAAGCUACCCACGGAGCUUCAUCUCUUCGUGCCCUCCACACCUCUUCCAGACCAGCUCUGAAUGCUGCGCAGUGGAAAAGAAGCUCUGCAUCUGCCUGGCUCCAACCCCGCCAGCAAUCCAUACUCGCGAACCGCACACGGCAUAUGCACACUUCCCCAGCUCUUGCACACGGAAGCGUAACACGACCUGCGCCUGGAACUGGCAUCAAAGUCCACUUCAAGGACGCGAAAGGCGAGCACCUCAAAACCAUCGAAGCCAACGAAGGCGACGACCUCCUCUCGCUCGCACAUGAGCACGAUAUUGACCUCGAAGGCGCCUGCGAAGGCUCAAUAGCCUGCUCAACCUGCCACGUCAUCCUCUCUCCCUCGCACUACGACCUCCUCCCCGAGCCGUCCGACGACGAAAACGACAUGCUCGACAUGGCGUUCGGCCUCACCGACACCUCGCGCCUCGGCUGCCAGGUCCAGCUCACGCGCGACCUCGACGGCAUGACCGCCACGCUCCCCAGCGCGACCCGCAACAUGUUCGUCGACGGCCACAAGCCCACGCACCACUAGUGCAGCUUCAGCUGGCUCUUGACGUGUGUCCGAAGACGAUGUGUUUUUGCCGCGUUACACUACUCCUGCUUCGCCUAUGUUAAUCAUGACCUUAUAGACUUGUUGAGGCAUAUCCCUCCGGUUGUUUAUCGCGAACUUCUGCAGAGAUGUUUUAUUGAUGUCAUUUUGGAUCGAGUACUCAACCUGACGGAGAAGCCGUCGUCGGCCAAUACUGGAGCCGAUGGUGUUAACUCGCGGGGAGAUGACGGAGCGUCAGCACGAGGUCGGGGCGUGGUUCACAGUGCUCAGCUAGCUUUGCUACAGCUGCAACUGACCACUACGACGAUCCGCCUCCGUCGUCAUCGUGCUCUCAGGUCAUUGAUGGGAUUGAAUAUCUUCUGCAGGAGCUCCCGGGCUCGAUCCUGGACACAAGCGCUACUCGCGGGCGACGUCGAAGCUGC